Molecule: messenger RNA, 5451 nt
Organism: Octopus bimaculoides (California two-spot octopus)
Lineage: Eukaryota; Metazoa; Mollusca; Cephalopoda; Octopoda; Octopodidae
Product: carboxypeptidase E
Biological process (GO): peptide metabolic process; protein processing
Molecular function (GO): metallocarboxypeptidase activity; zinc ion binding
Source: RefSeq, a predicted model, not a curated record
UUUAGAGUGCAUUCAAGGGAGAUAACCCUCAUUUGUAUCGAGACGGAACCAGGAGAUUGUCAAAGAGAAGCGAGAGACAGAGAGAGAGAAAUCACUUGAUGUAUCAAACAGGAAUCAUCACGUAUCGAUUCCAAAUCCUCCAUCUUUAAAAACAAAAAAACAUUUAUUCACCUUUUAUUCACCUUCGUCAUAACAUCGCUCAUGUUUCUUUUGCUAAAUUCCCCGAGCCGUUUUAAGAACUACGAUGUUCGCCCUUCACGUUCUGGCCCGUUCCUUCCCUUCUUGGGUACCGUUCUAUCGUCCUUGCUAUUGUUAUCAAUAACACCUCGAAGAACCGAAGCAGCUGUUUCCGAUGCUACGAAAUUCUCGUCGAAUGCGGACUUCAUCCAUCACAAUUACGACCAGAUGGUCGCCUUGCUGGACGAGGUACACAGCAAAUGUCCCGACAUCACAUUGGUUUAUAACCCUCCUGGACAUUCGGUCGAAGGGAAAAAUUUAACCGUGAUUGAAUUCAGUGACGAUCCUGGAAAACACAUUGCAGGGGAACCGGAGUUUAAAUAUGUCGCCAACAUGCACGGCAAUGAAGUGGUUGGACGAGAGAUGCUGCUCCAACUGGCCGUGUACCUGUGCAAGCAAUACAAAGCAGGAAAUGAGCCUAUCCAGUGGCUUGUUGACCAUACUCGUAUACACCUGAUGCCAUCAAUGAACCCUGAUGGGUGGGAAUUGGCCAAUAAGCAUCUGAAAACUACCGGUAGAGAAGACUGGUUAAUUGGUCGUGCCAAUGCCAACAAAGUUGAUUUAAAUCGAAACUUUCCUGACCUCAACAACAUCGUCUAUGAGAACGAACAGACCCACGGACCAAACAACCACCUCGAGAAGUUGGCAUAUGCAUUGAUAACACCAGACUUAGAGUCGGAGACAAAGACAGUUAUGAAAUGGCUGAGUGCUUACCCAUUUGUCCUGUCAGCUAAUCUGCAUGGUGGUGACUUGGUAGCUAACUACCCAUAUGAUCUGACCCGCAGUGGUAAACAAAAAGAGUAUAGUAUCAGCCCUGAUGAUGCGACCUUCAGGUACCUUGCUGAAAGUUACGCUAAGAACCACAAAAUAAUGAGUAGCAACCACAGCACCUGUGGAAUGGCUAAUGAUCAGAACUUUGGAAUUCAAGAUGGUAUUACAAAUGGUGGAGAUUGGUAUUCUGUGUCCAGAGGAAUGCAAGACUACAACUACCUGGAGACAAACUGCUUUGAGAUCACCUUGGAACUCGGCUGUGAUAAGUUCCCACCAGCUUCACAACUGAAAAAAUAUUGGAAUGACAACAAGAAUGCUCUAAUUACAUACAUGAUGCAGUCUCACAUUGGUUUGAAGGGUUUUGUGUUAAACAGUAUGACCAAAGAACCAAUCAAUGAUGCAACAGUGAAAGUUCUUAAUAUGACAGAUGGACAAUAUAUAAACCAUGAUAUUACUUCAGGCCACUAUGGAGAUUACUACCGACUAUUGAUUGAUGGCUUCUAUGAAGUUGAGGUGACAGCUAAGGGCUACCACCCUCAUACCCGCUGCCAAAGAGUUCAGAACAAGCCAUUGCACGAAGCUGUUGAACUGAAUUUUGAGUUGCUGUCACUGCAUUACCCCAGCCAAAGAAAUGUGCAGGACAUUUUGCACUGUGAACAGCUGCGAGCUCUUGCCAGGAACCAACAAAAUAAGGUUGAAACUGAGCAGGAGAUUUAUGACCAGUUGUUAAAUGAUAUCUCAAAUUACUUUAAUCGGAAAAGACGAAUUGCUUAAAAAAAACAAAAAAAAACAGACGAUGAAAAAUGAAAGAAAAACCGAAGAAAAAAAGGAAAGAAGAAAGAAAAAAUAGCAUGUACAUAAAAAAAAAGAACACCAAAACCAAAGAAAAACCCUGUAAUACCUCCCACCCCACCAUCAACAUUAGCAUUUUAAGUUAAAUUAACAUUUUAACAAUUUAGAAAACAAACUAAACGACAUGAAAUUAUGGCAAACCUAAAAAGUAAGGUGCAGUGAGGUUAUGGGGUGGGACAGAAAAAUAAUUUCUUUUAAUCAAAAUAUUUUUAUUUAAUUUUUUUUGUUUUAUUUGGCUCAAAGAUCAUGCAUUUUAAUUUUUUUAACGAGGGGAAGGGCCUGAGAGCUGGGACAAUUGUGAUGUUUAUACUGUUUAUUCUAACCACCCCACUAUAUCCCCCCAUAUCAUCAAUCUUCAAAACAUGCAUUAAGUGUAACGGCUUCAACUUGGCCAGGAUUGAAACCUUGGUCAGUUCUUUGUGGUUGUGAUGUUGUGAUGUUCAGCUGGUGGGAGAUUUUCUCUCUCUCUCUCCGCUGAGUUCUAACAAUACUCAUUACUUGUCCAUUUUAAUCUAAUUUUCCAUUAAUAAAUAAAUUAGUAAAUUAAUAAAUUCAGAUGUUAACGAUAUUUCAUGAUAUGGGGGAUGGCUUGGCAGAAUUAACAGUGUGUCAGGCAAAACAUCUGGCAAUUUAUAGCAAUGGGUCUUUAUGUUUUGAGUUCAAAUUUUAUGAAAGUCAGCUCUGCGGAGAUGAUAAAAUUAAGGACCAGUCAAAACUGGGGGUCAAUUUUAUUAACUAAACCCCACUUCCUCUAAAUGUGAGGCUUUGUGCCUUUGUUAGAAACCAAUUUAUGAUGAUAACGAUGCUGAUAAUAUCAAUUAUUAUUAUUAUUAUUUACUUUUAAUUUGCAUGUUUGUUACAAUCACUUGCUGAGACACACCCAGCGUCCUAGGGUGAGUGAAGGAUAAGAGAUGUUACAGUAUGACCAAAAGCUUGGGGAGGGGAAGUGGCAGGGGCAGUAGCGAAAUAUCUUCAUGUAAUACAACACAUACAUUUAAACUGAUAGGGAUUUUCUAAGGAUGUGGGCAGUACUUGUCAGCACAAUCUUUUGGAUUUCUCUGAGACCUGGUUCUCCUGGGAUAUUAUCUAGAUGUUUCUGACAUCCCUUUCUUAUCAUACCUAUUAUUAUUAUUAUUAUUAUUAUUAUUAUUAUUAUUAUUAUUAUUAUUAUUAUUAUUAUUAUUAACAUAGGCAUAAGGCUAGAAAUGUUGUGGUGCAGGAAACAUUUGAUGUUGUUGACCCCAGUAUUUGACUGGUACUUUAUUUUACCUACCACAGAAGGAUGAAAAGCAAAACUAACUUCAGCAGAAUUUGAACUCAAAACAUAAAGAAACAAAAGAAUAUGUUGUCCUUUGCUCUACUGGUUCUUCCAAUCUGUAUUUAGAAAUAAUUUUAAGGCAAGCAUUAAUGAUGAUGAUGAUAACGAUUUGUUGGAGAGGGUAACUUUAUUUAUUGACCCUCCACCUCUUUGAGGGAUGAAAGGCAAAGUCAGCCAUAGCAGAAUUUGAACUGGGAAUGUUCUAAAUUUUAUAAUUAUUAUGAGAGGUGCCACCUAGGGAUGAUCCAGGAACCCCAUCCCUACAGUCAUUUUCUACCCCAGACACUGUUUUCCCUCUCUUGGGUGUAGCCUGGGUUUCGACCACAUUCCUUGGGAAGUAUGCCUUUAACUGUUGUUAACUAUUUAUGGGUAUCUCUGACACCAACAAUCUACCAUUUUAAGGUUCUUCCUUUUUUUCUUUCACAACAAUAUUUAUAUUUAUUUGUCUUCUUUAAUUUCUUCAACAGUUCAAUUAGGCUCUCAUUAGUCUUUCAGAGAAUUGUGAAUUGAAUUUGAAGCACUCCUGAAGACACAGUGCCCUUCUAUGAAUAACCUCUAGUAAUCUACUUAUCUUUAGAUGGGGGUCACUCUUUUUUCGAUCCUUAUUUUCUCCUUUGUUUUUUCAUUUUUUCUAUUUAUCUUCAAACCCUAUCUUCUUUCCAUUACGACAAAAUGAUUGGAGAUCCUUUAGCCAAUUGAUGCUCUACAUUUGUCAGUCCCUAGUGCUGUCGGAGUUGGAAAUAUCGUGAUUCUGUCAGUUUCUGAUUCUGCUACAACCGUCUUCAGUUUAGCAUUCAAUGAUACUUUUGGAAGCUGCAGACACCUAGGUAUUUCUCUCUGUUGUUUGUACUUCUGGACUCUACCAUUGUUGCUAUUCCUCAAUGCCUUAUUCUUUAUUUUAUUUUCUUCUUCUGGGUAGGAGGUCCUCAUAGGGUUUUCAUUCCAUACAACAACUCAACCUUCUAUCCUGCACUACCACUUUGAUUGAUCUCAUUUCUGCACCUAUAUUGAUGUAUUUGUCCAGAAUCACCUGGCAGUUUUUAAUAAUCAUUGUUAUUAUAUUACCUGCAAAUUUUUAUAGACUCUGACUGACCACAUCUUAUUGCAGAUGACUUUUGCACUUAAUACUUUCCCACCCUGUCUCAAUGUCAGAAUUAAUACCUGGUCAGGACCCCUUAUUCCUUCAGCCCUUAUACUGCAGUAUCAUCUCAUUGGGAGAUGUGUGGUACCUGAGCUCGGCUUGCCUUCUCACCUCGUCCUCAAUCUUAAACACAAAUCAGGUGCAUUUGAAUGCUCUGUCCUGUUUGAGUGGGGGGCAUAUCCUGUCACUACUCAUCAACCAGGUUUUCCUGUAGCAUCUUUUUAUUUAUUGCAUCUGGAAACCUCUGUUCUUUGCAAAAAAAACAGAAGUUUGUCAUUUGAUUCUUGUCCUUUUCUGGAUAAAUUCUUCAACUAGAUGGCACUCUUUCUGGUGACGUAUCUCCUUGGGUGAUAUUGGCUGGUAAUACUUUCAUUACUAUUUAUACUUUUUUCUUUUUAUUUAUCUAAAUUAACAUUUUCAACAUAAUUUUUUUCCAUUCUGUUACUGUAAUUGUUUGAGCUUGAAGUACUGUUUUUUUAAUUCAAAUUAUUAUUACUAUUUUUUUUUUUUUUUUUUGUAAAUCUGAAUUUGUUUUGAUGAAAAUUUUAGCAGUUCUGUAUUUCUUAUUUUUUAUUUUGCUACAACAAUAUGCUAAAUACUUCCUUGUAUUAUCACUCAUCUGACCUUAUUAAAGCACAAACAACAAUGCAAAUGACAACUUGCCAAACAUGUUCACGCACACAAAUAUGUGUAUGUGUUAAUGUAAGUAUUUAAAGAGAUUUGUUUUGUAAGGCCAGAAAAAAUGUGAGAACGUAUGAAGUAAACUACAAAAGGAAUAGCUAUGAAACAUGUGUAGUUUUUAUUUAACUUUUACACUCCUUGGAUUCUUGGAUAUAUAGGUAUGUUGGUAUAAACAGGAAAAAUAGAACUCAAAAUAUGAGUAUAUGUAUAUCUUUAUUAAUAGGUAAAUGAUAGGAUUGCCUCAAUCCUUCAGGGGUAGUCUGAAGCAUCCAAGCAACCAGGGGAUGUUUAAAUCCGGAGGCACUCCUGGGAAUCACCUGUGCGGGUACUGUCUUGGUUAGAGGGCAUCCAGAGGCAGGUAAUUUACUGUUUAAACCGUAGUUUAUAAUUAUAUUUAUGUGGAAAAUGGAGCAACAAAUACAAGAAGCAAUUCUGUUGGGCUAGUUGGCCA